AAGAAAGACAAUAAAGAUCUGUGUUCAGAGUCAUACUGAAUAGAGACUUCUGGACUCUAUAGAACCCACUGCCUCCUGAUGAAGUCCCUACUGUUCACCCUUGCAGUUUUUAUGCUCCUGGCCCAAUUGGUCUCAGGUAAUUUGUAUGUGAAAAGGUGUCUAAACGACAUUGGAAUUUGUAAGAAGACGUGCAAACCUGAAGAGGUGCGUUCAGAACAUGGUUGGGUAAUGUGCGGCAAACGUAAGGCAUGCUGUGUUCCAGCUGACAAACGUUCUGCUUAUCCUUCUUUCUGUGUCCGCUCAAAGACUACGAAAACUUCAACAGUAACAGCAAGAGCAACAGCAACAACAGCAACAACAGCAACAGCAGCAACACCUUUGAUGAUAUCUAAUGGUUUGAUAUCUUUGAUGACUACGAUGGCCGCUACCCCUGUUUCUCCCACUACUUGAACAUUCCAGCCUCUGUCUCCUGCUCUAGGAUCCCUGACUCAUUAAAGCAAAGAGGCUUA
This is a messenger RNA of Macaca mulatta (Rhesus monkey), 509 nucleotides long. RefSeq names its product defensin beta 126 (gene DEFB126). Lineage: Eukaryota; Metazoa; Chordata; Mammalia; Primates; Cercopithecidae. The record is from RefSeq and is a predicted model, not a curated record.